UCUCAGUUCUGCGCUCUCGCCGCGUGAGGAGGUGCGAGGAGGACACGGAGCGCCGCCUGCUGCACACGAUGUGGCUGACUCUUGUCUCCAGCUGUGGCGGUGGAGCCGCCCUCCUGUACGCUCUGUACAGGUGGGUGAUCCCCGCCGUCGCGCAGCACCACGCGGGGUUGGCGCUGCUCUGGCACGAGGUCAUGGUGGAGUGGAUGCUGGACACGGUGACCCGGUCCACGCGCCCUCAGCGGCUCCUGGGUGCAGUACAGAAGAACGCCACUAGAGGGGACCCUGGCAGCGUGAUCCAGGCCAUCGAUCACUACUGCAGAAACAAGGAGUGGGCCAUGAAUGUGGGGGAUGAGAAAGGCUGCAUCCUUGACUCGGUGGUGUCGGAGGUGAACCCGGCCACGGUGCUGGAGCUGGGGACCUACUGUGGCUACUCCACGGUGCGGAUCGCCAGGCUGCUUCCACCUCACGCCAAGCUCAUCACUCUGGAGUUCAACCCGGCCGUCGCCGCCAUUGCCCGUCAAGUCAUCGCUUGGGCCGGAUUGGAGGACAAGGUCCAGUUAGUUGAAGGCGCUUCUGGUGACUUCAUACCCAGAAUAAAGGAGCAGUUUGGGGUAAAAACGUUUGAUUUGGUUUUCCUGGAUCACUGGAAGGAAUAUUACCUCCCCGACACAAAACUGAUGGAGGAGUGUGGCCUCCUCAGGAAAGGCAGCGUCCUGCUGGCAGACAACGUCGUCUGCCCCGGAGCUCCGGACUACCUGGAAUAUGUCCGGAGCAGCCCGCGAUACGAGAGCCGCUACUUCAAGUCCCACCUGGAGUACACCAAAGUGGAGGACGGCUUGGAGAAGUCUGUGUUCUUAGGGUAGCUUUUCCACAGAAAGGUGGUCGUGGUUCACACCGGUACUAGCAGACCUCCGUGGUCUCGGGCUCACUGAGCCCACUUGAAAUCAGGAGUUUAAUCUGUCACAGAGUCUACAAGCUUGACAUUAAAAGUAUGAUGAUGGA
Cyclopterus lumpus (lumpfish) is the source of this 1002-nucleotide messenger RNA. RefSeq names its product catechol-O-methyltransferase b (gene comtb). The coding region runs from base 69 to 863 and encodes 264 amino acids. Gene Ontology annotation, biological process: catecholamine catabolic process; dopamine metabolic process; developmental process. The transcript has 6 exons. The record is from RefSeq and is a predicted model, not a curated record. Gene Ontology annotation, molecular function: catechol O-methyltransferase activity. Lineage: Eukaryota; Metazoa; Chordata; Actinopteri; Perciformes; Cyclopteridae.